Molecule: messenger RNA, 4056 nt
Organism: Sardina pilchardus (European sardine)
Lineage: Eukaryota; Metazoa; Chordata; Actinopteri; Clupeiformes; Clupeidae
Gene: esco1
Product: establishment of sister chromatid cohesion N-acetyltransferase 1
Exons: 10
Coding region: 75-3638 (1187 amino acids)
Biological process (GO): mitotic sister chromatid cohesion
Cellular component (GO): chromatin; nucleus
Molecular function (GO): protein-lysine-acetyltransferase activity
Source: RefSeq, a predicted model, not a curated record
CUCCGGAAGUACAGCCAAACUUUACUUCACAGGAGAAAACAGCUGUUGUUGGGGAGUAGAAGUAAACCAUAAAAAUGCCAGCUUAUAAAAGAAGGGUACAAUCAGUUGACAGCCAAACUAAAAAGAGAAAGCUGGACCAGCAGUCAGGGACAGAGACCAGCAAUGUUCCUGAAAGCCCGCGCAGGUCACUGCGAGCAGCAGCAUCCCAGAAGAAAAAAAUGGAGGAUCAACAGUCUAAGAAAUCACCCUCCACAGAGGAGAACACAAGUGCCCCCCAUCAAACAGUGAAGCGCAGAGGACCAGCAAAGGGUGCAAAGCGAGGGAGGCGGAAAAAAAACACAGCUGAACAAGGAGCUACUUUAAAGCCAGAGCACUCAAAGGACUCUGAAAUGGCUGUACAAAUCCGAGAGGCAAUUCCGAGAAAGAGAACUAGAAGGAAGAAGGAGAAGGAUGGUGAGGGGAAUGUGAUAAAACGGCCUGUUGGUCGCCCUCCGUCUAAUGGGCUGGGGAGCUACAAAAGGAAGUACAACCCAAAGGAGACCAAUAUUUCUGUCAGAUUGGAAUCUACAGGUUUACAGCUAAUACUGGAUCUCAUACAGAUAGAUCACAACUAUGGCAAACCCUCCAAAUUAACAGUAAAGACUUUGAUCUCCUCAAAUGAGAAACAGGGAACCCAAGUAAUUGAAAGGUCGAAGGAGGAAGCCAUAGUGCAGCACCAGUCUGUGGAACCUGCACAGGACAAUACAGCAGCCACAACAGAAACACAGCAGCAUAUUAAACAUGAGCCAAAAGAGCUAACAGAACCAGAUUCUGUGGCUUGCAGCGAGAAUGUCGAAUCUCUUAAGGACAGUUCAGUAACUGCAUCAGAGGUUGGGGAGCAAGUUGAAAAAGUGUCAGAUGAACAGGAAGAGCCACGGACUCCCGCUAUUGUCAAAGCGGAGGUUCCAAAUCCAGAAACUGCAGCCCCGACUGAGGUUCCAAAUCCAGAGACUGCAGCCCCGACUGAGGUUCCAAAUCCAGAAACUGCAGCCCCAUCUGAGGUUCCAAAUCCAGAAACUGCAGCCCCGACUGAGGUUCCAAAUCCAGAAACUGCAGCCCCGACUGAGGUUCCAAAUCCAGAAACUGCAGCCCCGACUGAGGUUCCAAAUCCAGAAACUGCAGCCCCGGCUGAUCAGACUACAGAAUCCCUCAAGGAUUCUAUUCCGGUGUCUACCUCAGAGAUGGCAGAGCAGAGUGAAGAUUGCCAGGGAGAGCACAAGGAUGCCCCUGCUGUUUCUACUGUUGAACCGCAGGGAACAUUGGAAGAUGCCACAAAUCCCCCCGAUCAGUUGAUACCAGUCCUCGAAGAGCCUAGUACUUGCACUGAUCCACCUAGUUCAGAUGUGACUGAAUUGACAGCAUCAAGCACUGGUGCUGAUUCUCCAGAGGGACCAACAAAUGCACCCCCCUCACCAGAGCCGGACUUCUCUUUAGACACACAGCCGAUGCUGGACACAGACGACAUGGAGAUUGAAAUCGAGAACUGUGUGGUAGAAGUGGUGAGUGAGAACCUGCUCGGCUCAACAGAUAACCAGCAUGAUGCACUGGAUAAGGUAGCGCUUGGACUACUGAGUUCUUCAGGUGCGUCUGGGGUGGCGAGGGCCUCUUUAAAGGACUUGGUCAGUGGGAACAAAGUGGCCGGGAGUAGCCAAGGUCAGCCCAAGAAGCAGGCCAUGAACCCUCAGGCCAGGACAAAAGCCCGUCUGGCUGCGCAAGCAGAGGCGAAGGCUGCAGCCUCUAAGAGAGCCGCUCACAGGCAGCUGAACCUGCUAGCCUUGUGUGAGGAGAUCGCUGACGACAUCGCGUCAGACACUGCGCUAAUCAAGGAGAUCAAGAAAGAGAAAGACGUUGUUUCCCAAACUGUAGUAGCACUGCCAUCAUCAUCACCACCACCACCACCACCAGCAGCGGCGGCAGCAGCACCCCCGCCAGCAGCUGGGGAUGAAAAGCCUGCAACGCCUGCGACACAGAAAAACGGAGCUGAGUCCAAGGAAGCAGAAACAGCUCAGCCUUCUCUCAGCUCCCAACAGCCCCCUCAGACCAGUGAGCCUGAGCAGAAGGCCCCAGAACCAGCGCCCCCGCCGGAGGCAGAGACGCCCAAGAGGCGUUUCUUCUUGAGCCAGAUAACUGUGCCACUGAAGGUCCAUGAGAAGAAGAAGUUGUCACGAUACCAGCGCCUGCGGCAGGUGGAGCUCCAGAGGGAUAAACUUACGUGGACGCGGGUCAAGAAACUGAAGUCCGAUCAGGCCAGUCAGAACCUGCCUCUCAGAGAAGACCAUCGGGAUUCAUCAUCUACGCCGGUUGCUGCUUUUUCUCCAGCGCCAACGCCUCCUCCUGCUCCUGCUGCUGCUCCUGCUGCUGCCUCUGUUGUUACUGUUCCCACACCAGCUGCUGCCUCAAAUGUGUCUAGACCUGACCGGACUGCCAAGCAUCCCGUCUCAAAGGAGUAUGCCCUAAAACCUCCCAGUAAACCUGAAGCCAAGAGGGUACUCCCUCCAGUUCCCCCUCCCAGACCAAAUGGAGUGACUGUCCCAAAGGCACGUCCUCCAAUAGAAUACAAACCCUAUACUCCCAGGCCAAAGUACUCUGCGGACGACUUUGUGCUGGAUGGCUUAGAUGACGAGAUCCCUAAGCCAGUGGUACCCAGCAAUGGGAAACAUGAGGGCAGUUCAGGACAAACUUCUUCCUCACAGUCCAAAGGCCCCACGGUGAACGUUACAGAGAAGCAUCUAUGUGUUAAGUCACCUGCAGAUAAUGAGGUAAAGCCACCAGCUCAAACAGAUCAGACAAAGUCACCAGCCGGAGAGAUUGUCCAGGCUAACUGUGGUCCACAGUCUGACUCAAAGCUCGAGAAAGAUAUGAAGAAAGAGGCCACCAAAGGAGGCCAGCAGACUACGACCGAGUCUGGUCAGAAGUCCUUUGGAGCUACGGUUUGCAGUGUGUGUGGGAUGCUGUACUCAGCAUCCAGUGCAGAAGAUGAGUCUCAGCACUUGCUUUUCCACAACCAGUUCAUCAGCGCCGUUCGAUACGUGGGAUGGAAGAAAGAGAGGAUUCUGGGAGAGUACCCGGAUGGCAAAAUCAUUCUUGUCCUUCCCGAUGACCCCAAGUAUGCACUGAAAAAGGUGGAGGAGAUCAGGGAGAUGGUGGACAAUGACCUGGGCUUUCAGCAGGUCGAGACCAAGUGCCCCUCUCAGACCAAAACCUUCCUCUUCAUCUCAAGUGACAAGAAGGUAGCCGGCUGCCUCAUAGCGGAGCAUAUCCAGGAGGGUUACCGGGUGAUCGUGGAGCCUGUGCCGGAGGGCUCGGAGGGGGAGAAGGUGAUGUUUGAGCGGCAGCGCGCCUGGUGCUGCUCCACCAACCCCGAGCCGGCCCUCUGCGGCAUCAGCCGCAUCUGGGUCUUCAGCCUGAUGAGACGCCGAGGCAUCGCCUCGCGCAUGAUCGAGUGUCUCAGGAAUAAUUUCAUCUAUGGUUCACACCUGAGCAAAGAAGAGAUCGCUUUUUCAGACCCCACACCUGACGGAAAACUCUUCGCCACCCACUACUGCGGCACUUCCCAAUUCCUGGUUUAUAACUUUGUCAGUGGGAACCGUUCAACUUGACCCUUCCCAUGCCCCCCUUCAUGUGUGUACCCCCCAGAUCACUGACUGAAUCAUGAUAGUUUUGAGAUGAAGAAAUCAUGGCCUGGAUUUAAAACAAAUGGCAAGUAUGUCUCAAGUCCAUUCUGAAUGGGCUUGACCACAUAGUAUUGCAGCAGACACUGCACAGCAAAUCUCACAUGUGUGGAACGAUGUCUCUGGUUUGAAGUGAAAGAACCACGCAAGAGGACACUGUCUGUCCUUCUGACUGAGAGAGAUUGCCCAAGUGUUUUAACCACUGAGGCUGGCCUGUGAAAUUUGUCCGAGCAGCAUUUCAUGUUAUGUUAUCACUUUGCUCUGUGAGAGUCUGAUGAUGUUCACUCAGGUUCAAAUAUUUGAGUGGAUCAUGAACUUCGCUGGGACCUUCCAAAAGGUGUCAUUU